Messenger RNA from Phytomonas sp. Hart1, 1584 nucleotides. The record is from the annotation of a GenBank genome assembly. NCBI's taxonomy places the organism in Eukaryota, Euglenozoa, Kinetoplastea, Trypanosomatida, Trypanosomatidae.
AUGCAGAAAAGAGCGCUAGUUUUUUCCGGGCAGGGAUCCUAUCGCAAAGGCAUGUGUCUGAAUCUGAUCAACACCCGCAGGAUGUUCGUUCUGUGGGAUGAACUGCAGGAUUGUAUGGUGCAAAACUACGGUAUUUCCCUCCAGACGGUCAUUCAGGAGGACCCGACGAAGUUGUGGAUGUACAAAGACGCCUUGGAUGUAGCACACGUGCUGCGCCGCUCAUGCAAGACGGUCCAAAAUGUCACAGAGUCGACACCCAAGUCGCACCUGGUGGAGAAUUCCAACGGGGUCCUGUCCUUGUCCUACAUCACCCAGCCCUGUGUGCUGGCCGCGCAGCUGUUACUGCUCGAGAAGCUCCAGGAGACGUUGCGGGUGGACCUGAGCGCCUACGCGAUGAUCGCGGGGCAUAGCCUGGGUGAGCUCACGGCACUCUGCGCGCUUGGGGUGUUCCGGGCCACGACCGCGCUGAAUUUGGUCUUCCGACGUGGACUUUUGAUGGAGAUGGCGGUUGCGCACCACCGGCGAUCGCACCACCUGAUGUACGCCUGCAGUCCUCUCCACGCCAGGCUUCACGACGACCCCGAGACGGCUGACGACCUGUUUUUCCUCCUCGUCGAGCUCGUCUCGACGGCCUUGUCGACAACGACGUCGUUCGUCGAGGUCGUGAAUUUUAACAUGCCGCAGCAGCAGUACGUCGUGGCGGGGGAUGUCGUGGCUUUGGCCGUGUUGGGGAAGUGCCUGGAUCCGCAAUUUCGCGCGAACUGCUUGCACCCUACCACACUUGACGGAAUCGUGCGGGAUGCUCUUCGUUCGGCACGUCUGGAUCUGAACGAUGGAAUUCACUACAACCCCCAUCACGAGAAGCCGUCUGUGGACUUCGCAACCUCGGCACGCAAAAAGUAUGGCAGUCGAUCAACUUUCCGACGCUUUUUGGAGGGCCCCGACGACGGCCACACCCCUCCGCCAGAAAAACUCACAACCCUAACCUUGGAGGACGAAGGACGCAGUGGUUUGAAAAGGAAAUCUUGGUUUGUCCCACUUCGCGUCGAAAUCCCUUUUCAUUCAAGCAUACUUAGGCAAUGUUCAGACCGUUUUUUUGAUAUCGCCCGUGAGGCGCUUCCCGAAGAACAAGAGCUUCGGAAAAUACUUUCCGUUUCGCCCUCCGAAACAGACUCAAAACGUCCUCUAUGGGUAACAAAUUUAACAGGCCGUAUAUUUAACCCAUUUGAUGAAACAUUCCGUGAGGAAACCCGAGAUGCUCUCAGGUCUUUGAAUAUUGGCGAAAUACGACACAAAGGACGGUACACCAGUAAUCUUCUCUCCGAUGCAUUUGAAGAAGGCGCUAAUACCAAUAGUGUCGUUACCAUGUGUGCCGCGAUUCUGGCUAGUCAAAUAUCGCAUCCCGUCAUGUGGAUCGAUUCGAUGGAGGAGAUGAUUCUCCACGAGGAUUGCCGCGUAAUCGACGAAAUAUCCCCUGUUCGCUGCAUGGUGGAUAUGUUUAAACGUACUAAUUUCAAGGAUAAGAUGGGUAAUUCGAUUGAAAUCAAAUCAACGUCGUACAACAUGAAUACCAUUUUUGAAUAA